This is a messenger RNA of Antechinus flavipes (yellow-footed antechinus), 3904 nucleotides long. RefSeq names its product gremlin 2, DAN family BMP antagonist (gene GREM2). The record is from RefSeq and is a predicted model, not a curated record. The transcript has 2 exons. Gene Ontology annotation, molecular function: BMP binding; receptor ligand activity. Gene Ontology annotation, biological process: animal organ morphogenesis. NCBI's taxonomy places the organism in Eukaryota, Metazoa, Chordata, Mammalia, Dasyuromorphia, Dasyuridae. Bases 275 to 781 code for a protein of 168 amino acids.
GUGACUGAGAGGAGUCAGAGCUAAGACUCCGGUGCUCCUUUUCACAUCUGCAGCCGGAGACAGCCGGAGACUGUGCAAAGCAAGGCAAGAUCUCCCAUUUCCAGCUCACUUAGCCAGUGCUCUAUCUUAUGGGCAUCUGCUGCAGCCCGGCUAAGGCAGAACUGAACCCGGCAGCAGGAGAUCAAACUUAGGCGCCCCUUUGGACUAUAUCAUCCCCACAGGAGGGAGAGCGAGCGAGAAGGGAACUGAGCAGGAGCUCCAACAGCAUUGCAGAAUGGUUUGGAAACUUUCUUUCUCUUUGUUCCUUGUGGCUAUGCUGAUGAAGGUGGCAGAAGCUCGGAAAAAUCGGCCCCCGGGAGCCAUCCCUUCCCCAUACAAGGACAGCAGUAGCAACAACUCCGAGAGGUGGCAACAUCAGAUGAAGGAAGUGCUGGCUUCUAGCCAGGAGGCCUUAGUAGUCACCGAGCGGAAGUAUCUGAAGAGCGACUGGUGUAAGACCCAGCCCCUAAGGCAGACGGUCAGUGAAGAAGGCUGUCGGAGCCGCACCAUCCUCAACCGCUUCUGUUAUGGCCAGUGCAACUCCUUUUACAUCCCUCGGCACGUGAAGAAGGAGGAAGAGUCCUUCCAGUCUUGUGCUUUUUGUAAGCCCCAGCGGGUCACUUCUGUACUGGUAGAACUAGAGUGCCCAGGGCAGGACCCCCCAUACCGACACAAAAAGAUUCAGAAGGUAAAGCAGUGCCGAUGCAUGUCUGUGAACCUCAGUGACUCAGACAAACAGUGAAUGGCCUCAGUGGCAGGAUGCUGCUCAGCAUUUAGGGGGGACCCCUCACCCCACCUCCUGUCAGAUUUGCUGCUGCCUCUAUCCCUUUCCUCUGAGCAGAUUCACGCACUGGCUGGACCCUUUCUUUUCAGCAGGCAGUUCUUUGGGGGAUGCAGGUUUCCGUGUCACCUUGACCGGAAAUAGAAGCUUGGCUUAUGUGUUCCCGGGUGCCCCUUGGCAAGAUUCCUGCAUCUAAGACCAGCCUGUGAAGCAAGCCCUAAGGAAGAAGAUGGAAAACAGUUACCAACCAAAAAGAAAGAAAGAAAUUGGAAGGAUAUUUUAGGUGAUGCACUGUUAAAUCCAGCAUUAAUGUUUCCACUGUGUGGGAAAAGAAAAGAAAAGAAAUAUAUCUCCUCAACCCUACACUCCGACCAUAUCCAUGUGAAGUGAAAGAUGUCUCUAUGGCUUCACUGUCACUGGAUUUCCCAACUGGGAACUUUUCACUUUGUGGAUUUCAUGCCACCACUGCUGCCUGAGGCUGUGAUGUAGACAAGCACAUGGUUCAAAUAAAAACAAAAUGAAAUUAUGGAGAGACUCUUGACAAGCUUGAUUGCAAGAAGAAGCUGGAAGCCCUUUGAACCAAGGAUUUGGCUUCCCUAGGGGACCUUGCUCAAGUCACAGGAUUGUAGUAUCAUAAUUCUAGAGCUGGAAGGGACCUUUCAGGUCAUCUAGUCCAAUCCUCUUAUUUGACAAAUGAGUAAACUGAGACUCAGAGAGGUAAAGUGAUUAGGCUGAAGUCACCCAAGUCAGUAUUAGAGGCAGGGUUUGAACAUGAUUCUCUGACUCCAGAUUUACUGUACCACACUGCCUUCUUCCUCCCACUCUAAAAUAUGGGUAGAUGUAAACUUCCUCACCUUUUUUGUUGUUCCUUCCUUUCCUCCCAAUUCAUGGACUUGAGACAGAUUUUGGUUUUGCAUGCUUUGUUGCUGCAGUUAAAAAUAUUAUUACACACAAAGGUCUCUACAUUAACGCUGGUUUUUAUAAUCAACCUGUAGUAAAGAGCUGUUAAAAGUAUAAUCAUCCUAUCCAAGUAUUGUUUCACGUGUCAAUUUUGACUCUGGCAUUGGAUAACAAUUCUGAGUAAACACCAAGUAGCUGGGGUUGGAAUCUUCCUCCACAUAGACCAGUUUCAUGGUAGCUAGAGAUGCAGACGCUUGCCACUCAGAAAUAUUUCCCAAUCAGCUAUUCAUUGCUAAAUAUCUAUGCUUGGGGAUGGGCAGGGUGGGGAAAACACUAAUUUCACUUAAGGUACUAGAGCAUCUUGACACAGAGUUGGGGGGUAAGGGGGAGCAUUUGGGUGAGAAUGAAUGGAGUUAAUUGUUAAAUUGAAUAACAAAAGCCCCCUUAACUUUUAAAGUGUUUAGAUUAGAAAAAGGACACUAUUUUCACUGCCGUGACACUAAGCAUAGACCUUUCCUGCUAAAACAAAAAAGAAAGGGAAAUUUAAGAGACAAAGGAUUUGGGAUAUUUUUCUAUGAAGAGAUAAAUGAACAAUGAAAUACAUCCAAUUAAAGCUAAGUUAAGCCAUUAAAUAGGGGAUUUUAACCCCUCCUUUUUUUUUUUUUUUACAUGUCAUGACCCUUUUUUGGAAAUCUAAUAAAGCCUAUGAUUCUUCUCAUAAUAAAUAUUGUUUUAAAAUCAUAAUGAAAGGAAAUGCUAAAUUUCAGUUGAAAAUUAGUAGAAAAAAUAAUUUUAACUUAAAAAAAUAUUCAUUCAUCUUCUAGAAUAUCCUGAAAUUACCCACAGACCCUUUGAGAGUCCAAGGAUUUGGGGUUAGGAACCUGUAUAUUAAAGAAUAGAAUAUAAAGAAUAAUAUGGGAGUUACAGGGACAAAUUUUUUUACCUUUUCAAAUAGACCCUCAUUUUCAUAGUGACAUAGAAAUUUUUCUGCAUUAGUUAUUUGGCUUAUAAAAAUUUAGGUAACUAAAAUGAUUAUUUAAAUUUAUCAAAUAUUUAUUUUAAGUUCCUAUUUACUUAUACAACUUACCACAGUAGACAGUGGAGUUAAAGGGACAUUUUUUUUUUCCAAAAAUAUUUUCAAAAUAUGAGAGUCUCAAGGAGCUGUCAAGCUUUUUUAGGUUCUUUUUUAGAUUGCAACAAUGCCCUAUUUCUGUUUGUAAGAAAGAGGAUUUAUAAACUCUUACAGAUGGGAAAGAGUUGCAUCUUUAUUGAACUUAGCAUCUUCUGAAACAAUUUUGAGUAAUUUUUCAAGAAGUGAUCCUCUUAUUUCUGCAGUUUAAAUUGUUAAGACAUUCCUGCUAAGGAAGUUCACAAUGACUUAGUUCCAAUACUGUCUAAAACUGUGAGGAUAAUUUUUCUGGAAUUCACCUAUUGAAUUUAAAAGGGUCUUUACAGGAUUUCAGGGGGAGGCCUAGGGAUCUAGAAGUCAAUAUGUUGCUUCCUUUCCCAGCCUCACUGCUUUAAUUUCUAUCAAUGGUUUGUAUUUAUGAGGAUGGGGAAUGUGGUACUGAAAAGAUAGUUGGCUUCCACACCAGCCUUUGACAUGCUUCUCAAUUAAACACGUGGUGGCCCCAAAAGGAGCAGCACUAAAUUACAAUAUUGGUAAGGUAGCUAGGGAGUAGGGGUAAACAUAGGCAGGUGAGAGCAGCAGAGGGAGGAGCAUGGGCAAAUCCUACCUAACUUCAGAACCGACAUUCUUAUACCUAGUGUUGUAUUAAAAAUAAAAUUCUGAGAUUAUGAAGGUCAGCAGAAAAGUUAUGUAAGGAAGUAGUUCUGAGAUGCCUACAUGGGCAUCUUUUUGAGACUCUCUUAUAAAGCCGAUCCCUGUGACCAAGUUAGCAGAAGAUCAUGCAGAUUAAGCUAUACAUAAACACAACACAAACGUGCACACUCUCCAGGGGUAUCAAUAAAAGCAAUAUGAUAUGCUGCAGUGUGAAGCCCUUUCUGGAGAUUAUUGUAUGUAAAAACUAAGUUUACCUUAUAAUGGUUCAAACUGUAUUUAAUUGUUUGUGUUUUUUGUUUUACAAAUGAAGAAAAAAGCUAUAAGUAUAAUGUAAUUAUUUUAUAGGUGUACUAUUAAAUUAUAGAACAAAUAAAGAUACUCUAGGAUUAUAUGUAAUCAAA